This is a messenger RNA of Amoebophrya sp. A120, 725 nucleotides long. The record is from the annotation of a GenBank genome assembly. NCBI's taxonomy places the organism in Eukaryota, Dinophyceae, Syndiniales, Amoebophryaceae.
CUGGAGUAGGAGCUGCAGGUGGAGGAAAUGCUGCUGCUUCUGCAACACAAGCUGCUUCAUCUUCGCCAUCUGUUCACCACCACCCAGAAGAGCAAGAAGAUGGCUUCGAGUUUCAAAUCGACUUCGCGCAUCCGCACGCGGAUACAGACGCCAAGCAAGCCCAAGCUGCUCAAGCCGCUGCUGCAUCUGAGUCUGACGCACACCACCUGCUUGAUGACCCGGAGAAGAAGCUUCUUCUCGACCAGGCUUCCGACCACGCUCACGCGGGGUACCAAAUUUUUGAAGUGGUCACAGGUGGUGGUGGUGAGGGUGGGUCCGCCACUGCAGGAGGACCACCUGGCAGCCUCCCGACUGGGCCAAUGCAACCUGGCGCAGUUGCUGCAGCACACCAGCAUCAGCAACAGAAACAGCACGUGCAGCAACUGCGGCAACAGCCAGAAGACCCAGCGGUCUCUGCGGCCAGAGUAAAUUCCUACACGGCGCAGGCGUCGCACAUUCUGAGGGAGAACCCCUUGAAGAUAAAAGCGUGGAUCGAGGGUUUUCAGCACAAGAUCUUUAUUCCCUGAAAAAUUUGUACACUCCCCAUCCACUUUUUGCAUGACAAAAACAGAACUUACUUCGUGUUUUGCAUUACAGAUUGGGGAGCGUUCAUUUUCAGGUAAUAGUCUUCCUCUUCUUCAACGAAGCGAUCAGUGUGGAGGAUUUGGAGGCGCUGGAAGAUGAUC